AUGGACACAGUGGAGAUAUUUGAUUCACCAGGAAAAGGCAGAGGGCUCAGGGCUACCAAAGAAUUCUGGGCUGGAGAUGUUGUCUUUUCCGAGCAAAGCAUUGCAGCUGUUGUAUUUGAUACCCUUGCAGAGCGCAUCUGUCACAGUUGUUUCCGAAGACAAGACAAGCUCCAAAGAUGUGGCCAGUGCAAAUUCGCCCAUUACUGUGACAGAACCUGCCAGAGAGCCGGGUGGACCGAACACAAGCAGGAAUGUGCUGCUAUCAAGGCCUACGGCAAAGCACCCAAUGAGAGCAUCCGUCUGGUGGCUCGGAUCAUGUGGCGUUUGGACAAAGAUGGCAGUAAAGUGUCUGAUAUGCAGCUGACCACGCUGGACGAGCUGGAGGACCAUAUCACUGACAUGCCAGAAGAUGAGCUCAAAGAGUUCAAAGUGGACAUCCAUAACUUCCUGGACUACUGGCCCCGCAACAGCAAGCAGCACACAAUAGACGUCAUCUCACACAUAUUUGGAGUGAUUAACUGUAAUGGCUUCACGGUGAGCGAUCAGAGGGGUCUUCAGGCCGUGGGGGUGGGCCUGUUCCCAAACCUGUGUCUGGUGAAUCACGACUGCUGGCCCAACUGCACGGUCAUUCUCAACCACGGAAAUCAAUCGGCUGUGAAUACUUUAUAUCAUUCUCAACAGAGGAUUGAGUUGCGCGCUUUGGGGAAAAUCGCAGAGGGGGAGGAGCUGACUGUGGCCUAUGUGGACUAUAUCAACUUAUCCGAGGAAAGAAAGAGACUGUUGAAAGUGCAGUACUUCUUCGACUGCACGUGUGAACACUGCACAAACCACACCAAAGACGAUAUAAAGUUGGGAGGACGAGAAGUGGAUGGAGUCAAGCCAACAGAAGAACAGGUGAAAGAAGCCACAGAUUUCUGCUAUCAAAUGCUCGAGAAAAUGGACCAAGCUCGGUUAAGAGGCGACUAUCAUGAAGUGGUGAAAAUCUGCAGGGAAACUAUUGAGAAAACAGAGCCCAUUUUGGCUGACACUCACAUCUAUCUGAUCAGAAUGUGGAGCACGAUGAGUGAAGUCCAGGCUUACCUUCAGUACAACGAAGACGCUGCAGAAUACUCACGCAAAAUGGUGGACGGAUACAUGAAAAUCUACCACCCAAACAAUGCGGCUCUGGGUAUGGCUGCCAUGCGAGCUGGAGUGAACCACUGGCAGGCUGGGAAAAUUGAAACUGGACAUGGGAUGAUCUGCAAGGCCUAUGCUAUUCUAAUGAUCACACAUGGACCCACACACCCCAUCACCAAGGACCUCGAGGAAAUGAGGAUGCAGACGGAGAUGGAGCUGAGGAUGUUUAAGGAGAAUGAAUACGUGUACUACAGCAUGAGAGAGGCCGCUCUGAAGAACAGACCCAUGACCAUGAUGAAUGAACCCAAGUCUGUGGAGGAAGGCAUCAAAAACUUGUUCCACCGGAGAAAAUAAGCCACUCUUUGCCAUUUUGUUUACACUUUUCUGCUUGCCUAAUGGUCUAAGCAUGUCCAACUGUUCACUUUUUGUAAUAUAACUUUUAAUAAAUUAUGUGACUUCACA
Boleophthalmus pectinirostris (great blue-spotted mudskipper) is the source of this 1578-nucleotide messenger RNA. RefSeq names its product SET and MYND domain containing 1b (gene smyd1b). Gene Ontology annotation, molecular function: protein binding; histone H3K4 methyltransferase activity. Gene Ontology annotation, cellular component: nucleus. The transcript is spliced from 10 exons. NCBI's taxonomy places the organism in Eukaryota, Metazoa, Chordata, Actinopteri, Gobiiformes, Gobiidae. The record is from RefSeq and is a predicted model, not a curated record. The coding region runs from base 1 to 1470 and encodes 489 amino acids.